Molecule: messenger RNA, 787 nt
Organism: Zea mays
Lineage: Eukaryota; Viridiplantae; Streptophyta; Magnoliopsida; Poales; Poaceae
Product: vegetative cell wall protein gp1
Exons: 2
Coding region: 96-548 (150 amino acids)
Source: RefSeq, a predicted model, not a curated record
CAAGACCGACCUUGCCUCCUCCUGCAGCAGCAGCAUAACCAGAGGGGAGUGCAGCAAGCCGUUUCGAGAGACAGCUUUAGGCUACUGCUAGCAGUAUGGCUUCCGCUGCGCGCUUCCUGGUGGCCGUGGCCGUGGCGUGCGCACUCCUGGCAAGCAACAACUGCCACGCCCACGCGGCGCGCCACUUGGCCGACACGGCCGCGGCUCCCGCUGCUGCUGGUGCCGUCCCUGGCCUCCCCGCCGUGCCGACCUUGCCAACAGUACAGCCAGUGCCCAGGGGCGGAGGGCCCGUGGCGCUGCCACCCAUGCCGGCCGUGCCCGCGGUCACCGUGCCGCAGAUGACGCUGCCGCCCAUGCCAGCGGCUCCCAAGGUGGCUGUGCCGCUGCCGCCAAUGCCCGCCAUCCCGUCCGUGCUGCCCAAGCUGACCCUGCCACCGAUGCCCGCUGUCGUUCCAUCCGUCGUCCCUAAGGUGGCCUUGCCGCCGAUGCCGUCGGUCCCCACCGUCAACGUGCCCAUGCCGUUUGCGGCACCGCCUCCGUCGGCGUAGACGCUCGCGGCGCGCUCUUGCAGGUUUGCGUUCGCCGUGCCCACCAUGCACAGCAGGUGGUGGUGACCGGUGUACGCGAGAGUGAUGCCAUUGUUUGUCAAUACUGUUGCACGUGUGUUUCGUGCUUUCUUGUUGUGCGUGUAGCGUUGUACCGUUGUACGUACGUAUAUCCUUUGUAUUUCUACCACAUUCAUUUACGCCGUAUAUGUAUGGUCAACACUCUUCAGCUUUUUUUCUUC